AUGUGCGUCGUCAACAUCCGGCGGCUUCGCCCAGAUCUUCUUCUCGGCGACAACCCAUUCCAUGAAAACGUCGCGGACCUCGUGCGAGGACGCCCCGUCGAGUCGCGCCGCAUCCUCGAUGGUCGUGAAGACAUGGCGUUCAGCAUGCGCUGCCACGGUUCGUCGGUACCGGGCCCGUAG
Grosmannia clavigera kw1407 is the source of this 180-nucleotide messenger RNA. RefSeq lists its product as uncharacterized. The coding region runs from base 1 to 180 and encodes 59 amino acids. The record is from RefSeq and is a predicted model, not a curated record. The transcript is spliced from 2 exons. NCBI's taxonomy places the organism in Eukaryota, Fungi, Ascomycota, Sordariomycetes, Ophiostomatales, Ophiostomataceae.